CUUCCCUUUCUGUUGCUUAAUUGAUUUUCUUCAUCGCAGUUUUCAUCUGCGUUCUUCAUCACCAUAUUGAGUUUACCUUGCGAUUUCGUUUCUUCGAAGUUGAUCUUCGUGGGCCUGGCUGCCCUUUCUUUCAUAGUAUCUAACGUUCUUUUAAUUUGGUUUACUAAUUGCUAUUUUCUUUCACUUGUCGAUGACACGAUCGACGACGUUCUUCGAAGUUAGAAUAACAGCCGGCAGAAACAGACAUAUCGUGGAAUAAAGAUUUCAGGAGUAAUAGCUGAGGGGGGGAGAUCAUAUAAGGAUCGCCGCUAUGACAAGUCCCGAGCCGACGACGUCGAGCAUCGAGAUAUUCGAAAUAGAGAAGAAUGUUCCUGCGCCUCUGAGACCAGCGAAGAAGGCGAUCAACCUCCGGAAGACACUUCCACCGCUGCCACCACCAACACCUUUAACCGAAUCCUCUCCAGACUCCAGCGAUUCUAGCGAACAAAAUGCGACGAUAGAUAGCAACCGAGCGACAACCACUACGAGUGACCUCGAAUCGUUGCUAACGGCGUUGGGAGGCAAUGAGAAGGGAGUUGAACUUUCGUUGGGGACUCCCGAGAUGGAGGAGCGCCCGCCAAGACCAGUCUCGAAAGACCCAUUCAGACCAGCGACCGCGGCGACCACAGUCACAGUAGCUACUACAGCGACGGCCUAUUCUUAUUCGAGCCAACGAACUAUCAAGUAUGGCACGGGAAAGCAUGCGAACAUCGAACUAUCGCCGCAACCGAGUGAGGACCCAGAUGAUCCUCUCAAUUGGCCGCUAUGGAAAAAACAUCUGAAUCUUGGGGCGCUGCUUUCUAUGGUCGCGUUGGUUGGAGUAAUGAAAACGGCAUAUAUCAGUGUGAACAGUGCGAUCGCGAUUGAAGAAAACGACUCUUAUACGUCGGCGGUGGCCUUAACUGCCGUUCCUCUAAUGCUGUCUGCAGUGACGGGACUAGCUUCAUUAAUAAUAGCAAGAUUAUGGGGUAAAAGACCGGUAUACUUAGUUUCAAUGGUAAUGAUAUUCAUCGGGGUGGUUUGGAAUACGCAUGUGAGGGGAAAUAUGGGGGAGAAUAUGGCCGCGAGGGUAUUCCAGGGGUUAGGUUGGGGUGCGUUUGAUACCUUGACUUUGGCGUCGAUUCAGGACACGUAUUUUGAACACGAACGACAGUUAAUGAUCGUAAUUCAUUAUGCUGUGUCGAUCGUGACCAUGAUAGGUUCUCCCCUACUCGGCGGUGUUGCUUCAGACGGUCCUAGGGGCUUCGAGCUACAAUUCGAGAUUAUGAGCGCCUUUUUAACGAUUUCGAUCUUAUUACUAGUGUUCGGUGCUCCGGAAACGACGUAUAAUCGUGUAGUCUCCGAGACCGAACCACCCACCAUUGAACGUUCUCAGGCACUAUUUCCAACUGUGACAUACACAAAGGAAGCUGCCUUGGGAUAUAUCGCUAAGAUGAAGCCAUGGUCGUACCAGGCAACCAAAAUCAACAUACCUCUCAUUUUACAGGCACCCCGAGCGAUGUUUGCUCCAACAACGGGCCUUCUUUUUACCCUCACUCUUUUACCUUAUGCUGGCCUUUGGGGCUUUGCAAGUUCGCUCUCAUUGCUCUUCUCACCUCUUCCCUUUAUGUUAACCCCUGGAUCACUUGGUGCUUUAAUGACUGGCCCAUUCCUCCUAGCUACCCCUGUAGCCAUCGCGCUUGCUUUACCACUAUUUCAUCUUCGCUUCGCACCGAUCGUUCACCUAGCUACUCUCGCAAUUGCUACUGUAAUCGCUGCCAUCGGGAUGUUAGGUUUUGGGUUGUAUCUAGCGGGAUCGAUGGCGAUGCCGUCGAAUGGUUCGGCUCAGCUUUUCAGUACUACAUGGGAGUUGGGUUUAGACCGCGUGAGCCUCCCAGUGGUAUCGUUCCUACUGGGACUACUAGCUGUCGGGUCCUUGGGCCUUGAUGCUACAAUUCGGCCUGUCAUCCAGCGAUCUACAGCUUUCACAUCCGCGAAUCUCGCUGUCGGCUUGCGAAAUACGGCUGAUAUGCAUGGCGGCUUAGCAUGCCUACGAAAUCUCGCUAUAGGCACCUUCAUUUUGGGCCUGCCCGAUGCCGUGUUUGAGUGGGAUGGUCUUGAGGCCGCAGCUUUGGGGAUGGGAAUCACCCAAAUUGCCAUCACUGCAGGCGCCUGUGGAGUAUACUGGUACUGGGAUGAAAAUGUUAGACGUCUCGACGGACGUGUUAUGGGUCUCAUCGAUUUGUCUAUGCUAAAGAAGAACGGAAGCUUCUUUGAGACGGAUUGAAACAAAAAUUAAGGAGUGGAAUGUGUAUU
This is a messenger RNA of Hypoxylon trugodes, 2334 nucleotides long. RefSeq names its product MFS general substrate transporter. The transcript has 2 exons. Gene Ontology annotation, molecular function: transmembrane transporter activity. Gene Ontology annotation, biological process: transmembrane transport. The record is from RefSeq and is a predicted model, not a curated record. The coding region runs from base 311 to 2305 and encodes 664 amino acids. NCBI's taxonomy places the organism in Eukaryota, Fungi, Ascomycota, Sordariomycetes, Xylariales, Hypoxylaceae.